Ficedula albicollis (Collared flycatcher) is the source of this 3688-nucleotide messenger RNA. RefSeq names its product mitogen-activated protein kinase kinase kinase 13 (gene MAP3K13). Bases 513 to 3302 code for a protein of 929 amino acids. Gene Ontology annotation, biological process: JNK cascade; protein autophosphorylation. NCBI's taxonomy places the organism in Eukaryota, Metazoa, Chordata, Aves, Passeriformes, Muscicapidae. Gene Ontology annotation, molecular function: ATP binding; JUN kinase kinase kinase activity. The record is from RefSeq and is a predicted model, not a curated record. The transcript is spliced from 18 exons.
UGUCAGGGAAAUUGCUUCUAACGUGGCAUUUGCUCAUUUAUGCUCCCAGUGCUUUUGCUUUGCCUUUUCAGCCUAAUUUUGCAAAGAUGUCCAACUCCUCAUAGUCCCAAGCAGGAUAAGAAGUGCCCUGGUUAUGCUGCACAGUUGGACCCAAGUGUCUCUGGUGAGGAGAAGGAAGAACACCAGUUUGGGAGGAACAGCAAAGAGAGUUAAGGACAAAAACUGAUGGACCAUUACAUCUUCCAAAAUGAGCCUUUUCACACUUUCCUACUGGAAAAUUGCAUGUCCUGAAGAGAGAAGAAUUCAGUGCUGGACUGUCCUUAACACUACCCAUGGUGCAGCUUCCGAAGACAGCUUGAUUUCUGUGACUUGAAGAGGAGGCACAUGUGCAGUGAGCCAAGAGGACAUGGGCUUCCAGUGCAUCUGGAAAAAUGAUCAGGUACUGGGCCCACGCAUCACAUGUGAGUUGUGUCCUACAGAUGCUCUGAGCACCCCCUCGGGCCGUCUCCUUGAUGCACACUCACGGCAUCAUGGCCAGCACUCAGGAGCGCCUGAGCCUGUCUUCCCCUCCCAGCUCCAUGGGCAAAGCGUUCUGUGAGGACAAAGACCCGGGCGGGUUCCCCGAGGAGCUCCCCGCUGCCGGCAGCCAGCCGUCCCCGGAGCUGCUGGAGGACGUGCGGGAGCGGGGCGCGCUGCCGGCCGAGCUGCUGGACGGCGGCAGCAGCCCGGGCACGGCGGCCGUGCUGACCAGCAUCAGCGAGGACGCCCGCGACCACUUCGAGAACAGCGUGCUGCAGCUGCGCGAGCAGGACGAGCCCGAGCCGGGGCUGCCGCAGGGGAACCGCAGCCCCGGGCCCGGCAGCGGCGGCUUCCUCGAGGGGCUCUUCGGGUGCCUGCGGCCCGUGUGGAACAUCAUCGGCAAGGCCUACUCCACCGACUACAAACUGCAGCAGCAAGACACGUGGGAGGUGCCGUUCGAGGAGAUCUCGGAGCUGCAGUGGCUGGGCAGCGGGGCACAGGGAGCUGUGUUCCUGGGCAAGUUCCGGGCCGAGGAGGUGGCCAUCAAGAAAGUGAGGGACCAGAACGAGACGGACAUCAAGCACCUGCGGAAGCUCAAGCAUCCCAACAUUAUCGCCUUCAAGGGAGUUUGCACCCAGGCCCCGUGCUACUGCAUCAUCAUGGAAUACUGUGCCCACGGGCAGCUCUAUGAGGUGCUGCGGGCCGGCAGGAAGGUCACCCCACGGCUGCUGGUGGACUGGUCCACAGGGAUAGCCAGUGGCAUGAACUACCUGCACCUCCACAAAAUCAUCCACCGAGACCUCAAGUCACCAAAUGUUUUGGUUACACACACAGAUGCAGUGAAGAUUUCAGAUUUUGGUACAUCUAAAGAGCUCAGUGAUAAAAGUACCAAAAUGUCCUUUGCGGGGACAGUGGCGUGGAUGGCCCCGGAGGUGAUACGGAACGAGCCUGUCUCUGAGAAGGUGGACAUCUGGUCAUUUGGGGUGGUUUUGUGGGAGCUGCUCACAGGAGAGAUUCCCUACAAGGAUGUGGACUCCUCAGCCAUCAUUUGGGGAGUGGGCAGUAACAGCCUCCACCUUCCCGUCCCUUCCACCUGCCCAGAUGGCUUCAAAAUCCUCAUGAAGCAAACCUGGCAGAGCAAGCCCCGGAACCGUCCGUCCUUCCGGCAGACACUGAUGCACCUGGACAUCGCCUCUGCUGAUGUGCUGGCUACUCCUCAGGAAACCUACUUCAAAUCCCAGGCUGAGUGGAGAGAAGAAGUGAAGAAACAUUUUGAGAAAAUUAAGAGUGAAGGAACUUGUAUCCACCGGCUGGAUGAAGAAUUGAUUCGCCGUCGGAGAGAAGAGCUGAGACAUGCGUUAGAUAUCCGUGAGCACUAUGAGAGGAAGCUGGAGCGAGCCAACAACCUGUACAUGGAGCUCAGUGCUAUCAUGCUGCAGCUGGAGGUGCGGGAGAAGGAGCUCAUCAAGAGGGAACAAGCAGUGGAAAAGAAAUACCCUGGGACUUACAAACGCCACCCAGUCAGACCAAUAAUCCACCCCAAUACAGUGGAGAAGCUGAUGAAGAGGAAAGGGGUCUCCCAUAAACCAGGCAGCCAGACCAAACGGCCGGAUCUACUGAAGUCAGAGGGCAUUCCCAGCACAGAGGCAGCAUCCAAUGGCUCCCCAGUCUCAGGAAGUCCCAAGAUGUCAACCCUGAGUGGCAAAAGCCGGUACCGCAGCAAGCCCCGGCACCGCCGGGGGAACAGCAAAGGCAGCUACAAUGAAUUUGCAGGGAUCUUGAAAAACCAGCCGGCGCAGGACGACGCCCCCCAGCCCGGGCCUCCUCAGGCUCCCCUGGCGCCCGGCGCGCCGCAGGCGGGGCAGCACUCGCGGCUGUCCCACGGGCAGGACAUCGCCACCUGUGCCAACAACCUGCGCUACUUCGGGCCCGCGGCCGCGCUGCGCAGCCCCCUGAGCCAGCACGCCCAGCGCCGCGUGUCCGGCUCCAGCCCCGACCUCAUCUCCACCGCCGUGGAGGCCGACUGCCGCCGCGGCCGGGACGGCAGGGACAGCCCGGCCGAGCGCUGGCAGUGCUGCCCGGCCGAUCCCUACGAGCCCUGCCUGCAGUGCAGGGACGAGGACAGUGGGCAGGCGCACGUGGCGCAGCCUGCUGAGCCGGGGGGGAGCCGCCCCCAGUCCCCCGCCUCCCUCUACGACAGCGCGCACUUCAUGGAGAGGCUGGAGGAGCAGGGCACGGCCGCCUCCGCCCUGGGCACUCCCCAGCACCUGGCUUCCUCAGGGCUGCCCUGCAAAGCCAGAUCCCUCCAAAAGAGCGGGGAUGAGUCGUCAGAAGAGGAGGAAGGCGAAGUUGACAGUGAAGUGGAGUUUCCUCGUAGACAAAGACCCCACCGCUGCAUCAGUAGCUGCCAGUCCUACUCGACCUUCAGCUCCGAGAACUUCUCUGUGUCGGAUGGAGAGGAGGGGAACACAAGCGACCACUCGAACAGCCCAGAUGAGCUGGCCACCAAGCUGGAGGAUGAGCUGGCUGAGAAGCUGGAGGACAUGUUGUCCCAGACUCCAGAGAUCCCCAUUGAAAUCUCCACGCAGUCGGAUGGGCUUUCGGACAAAGAGUGUGCUGUGCGGAGGGUCAAGACUCAGAUGUCUCUGGGCAAACUUUGUGCAGAUGAACACAGCUGUGAGAACCCACCACAGUUUGGAGAAUCAGACUGUGACUCUUCUGAAGGGGAGUGUUCUGAUGCCACGGUCAGGACCAAUAAGCCCUGCAGCUCUGCUACUUGGUAAUACAGAUCUCCCCCAAAGCUUCCUGGUACUGGCAUUUUGAUUUCCCUGAGAUUCCACUUCAUUCCCCUUCAUCACACUUUACAGGAAGAGAAGAUGCUUCUCCUUCCCACCCCAGGAGUGAUUUGCAAUAACCCGAAUCUCUGGAAAAUGUCCAAAUGAAAUUAAUUCUCUUUGAGCAUUUCAAUCAAGAAUGGCAGGGAUGUAUUUUAUUGAAUAAUCUAGUUACUGUAACAUGGAUAUUUAUUUUUUUGACAUUUUAACACUUUUUACUGUAAAGAGUGGAUUGUAUUUAUAGACACACAGACUUGUUGCAAAAAAAAAAAAAGUUCAGAAAGCAAGCACACUAUGGAGAAACAUCCUGGGAGUCCUGCCUGGACAGCUUUGUG